AACCUCUUUGUCCGCCGAGUCUAUAAAUAAUUCGCGAGAAACCGAGAUCCUGGAGAACGCGAGUCGAUCCCACGUCUUUUUCCAAACUUUAUCCAUCUCGUGAUCCGUUUCGCGUUCCUUCCUUCCUUCCUUCCUUCCUUCGUCUCGAUCAACUGUUUCCAAGGGAAGAGAAAGAGAGAGAGAGAGAGAAAGAGAGAUUCUUUGUUCGGUGGAUCCUUGGAUAACGCGGAUCGACGAUGCCUGAUACCGCUACUACCACCACCUCGGAUCCAUGGCGGAGGUAAAAGGUGCGAAAAUGUGAAAGGAGAAUUUUCUGGCCGUUUCGAGCUGGCCGAGGAUCGAGAGAGGAGAGGAGAAAGUGUCUCGAACGGGCAUUUUGCCUCUCGUGAUGACGCGUGGCCCGUGAUUUGACGAGAAUAGGAAAUUUUCGUGCGUACGUGUAUAUGUGUGUAUAUGUGCGUGCGCGUACAACGUCUAAUUAUAAACAUGUUGGGCUGGUGGACAGUGUCUACCGAUGAAGGUUCGUUUCCCCACAACCAUGUCGAAUGAACGGUCUCUGAACGAAUUCGAAUCGAACGAAAAGUUUGGAAAAGUCGACGCGGAUGAUGACAGAGCCGCGAUCGAUCGAGCAUGAAAUCGAUGGAAGGCGAAGGGACGCGAAGCGAAGUGAACAGUGAGCGUCUCGCGAAACAUGAACGGGGCCCUCGACCCGCUCGAUCCGCUUUGCAACCGGUCCUCCAUCGUCGCCAUUCCGAACGAUCGACAACGAAGAUCGCCUCCAACGAUUCAACUCUGAAUCAAAAACACAUCAACUCGAGAUUGAGAUGGAAAAGGUCGAGAUAUAGGUUGGAUUCCGUGGUACGAAUCGGUGGAUAAGCACGGGGCGAGCGGGGAGGAUACUCGUAGAAACUCGAGGAGGAGUUUCUAGAAGCGACGUCAUCGAUGUAACGGCCGACAGCGAGACUGUUUAUCGUUGGCCUGUCCUUCGUUGACACCGAUUAAACGAGGCACAGAGCGACGCUUAUUGAGCGGAUCACUUCCGAGCGAGCUGGCAGACGAGGACUGGCAUCGACUACGCUCCUGUCGAUGCCACUUAGAGCGGUUUGCUGCCACCUGCCAGUGUCGGUGACGCGCGAGUGCCUCUCCUUCCCGCAUCUUUUUCCAAUUCUUCCGUAUCUCGAACGUAUUGCUCUACUUUUUUUCCCACGAUUCGCGCACUCGGUGAACCGUGCGCGGGUGAUCGAUUCGAAGGUGAAAUUUUUCGAAUAAGAGAAUCUUACGACAGUGACCUUGUACAGUGAACGAUCCUCUUCGACUCUCGGCCUCGUUACGCGUUUCGAUUCUCCAGGAUUCUCCACAGCUCUCGAACUCGAUUUUUACGAAGAACAAAGAAGACAUUCGUCGAGUGUCUAUCGCUUCUGCUAAAUUGGACUCGUUUAUACGUGUAAUUGAGACUCGGCGAGAUAAGCAUACUUACGAUUCUCGAUCGCUCUUCUAAAUCCCAAACGACAAACGGAAUCAUUUGUACGGUGAUCGUAACGUUCCCAAGCAUCGCGCGUCGUUCAAAGCAUCUUCGUUUCGACGAUCGGAUGAAGAACAACGCAAUAAUAAUAAUUUAUAGAAUAAUAAUUUUUUAGAAAUUCGCCUCGAUCUUUAAUUCGAAGAUUAAAGGAAAUCGGGUGAUCAGCCUCCUUUAUUCCCGAAGUCAUGUCUUCUCGCAAAGUUGAUCGCGAUCUCUCUCGAACGGCGAUUAAAAAUAUCCACGAUUCGAUUCGACCGACUCCGAUUUCCACGAAAUCGAACGAGACGUGGCUCUCGAUCGUUGAACGAACGUCUCGAUAAAGAAUAAUCGAAUCCCCUCCAGACUGACAAGGUCGGGCGGGGACGUUCACCGAUUCCUCGAGAUCCUCGCGGUGCGAAGGCUCGAUUCGAAAGAAGCGAGAGAAAGAGAGAGAAAGAGAGAGUAAAAAGGGGGAGGCGAGUCUGGUAGAAUUGGAAAAGGAGGAUCGCUGACCAACGCGUCGACGAGGAGGACGCGAACACGACAUUCUAGCGAGGCACUCUAGCAAGAAUAGAAUCGAAACGCCACGCGGCGCCACGAUUCCCUGGAACGAAGCCUCGCGAUCGUUGCACCUGCCGCUAUCUGUCAGCCGGGUAAACGCUGUGCAAAACCUUGGGGCUCGUUCGCCAGCUCCUCCAAGAGCAACGAGAGUGCAGCCUGCGUUUCGCUCGACCCUUCUUUCUCGCGGCAGCUGCGUGCGCGUGUGCGCGUGUGUGCGUGCUACGUUUCCUCCUCUGGAACCAGAUUUCUCCGCUCGAGAGCGGCGAAUUAAUUUUUCGCGACCGUAUCAAGGGUAAAGAGAUUGGACGUUAAGUGAGUCGGAGAUCUUCGAUGGCGAGGGAUCGAUGUAAAUAGUCGCGCUUUUUUACCAAGAAAAAAGGAUAAAUGGAUCGGUGAACGAAAGGAAUAAUUCAUCGAAUCCGCUCAACUUCCUGACGCAAGAUUGUUGAUCGAAGAAGCAAACUUACGAUAGAAUAAAAUUUCCAGAAAUAAAAUCUUGUCUGAUCGUAACCAUAUUCGUAACGUUGGAAAAAAAAAAUAAAAAAAAAAAAGAAACAUCAUCGAAUGGAACGAAGGUGUAUAACGUGAAUCAUCGGCCGUGUCUGCAUUAAUCGCACUUAAAUUUAUCGUGUGAUCGCAUCGGACAAUUUUUCCACGAAAAAUUGCCUUCUAUAAUAAUAACAAUAGUGGGAAGGAACGGGCGAGAGUCGAAGAGAGGAAAAUCCGAUUAAUCGACAAAAUACGAUCGGAAUCGACGCCAAGUUGGAGGACUCGGGUCAGCCUCGAAGCCACGCCUCGUCGCAAAAGGACGCGAACCGUCGAAAAGAAGCAAGCAAGGACGAUCGUGUGGAGGUGGCGCGAAAUCGGCGGCCUGACCACAGCCAAGAUCGAGUGACGUCAAAGCUUUUCGCUGGAAGCUCGGAAAGGAGGGGAGGAGAAGGAAGGAUGCGACCGGAUCGCUUUGCGCCUGCUGGAACCGUUAAAUAUAGCCGGAAGAAUUUCCCUGGCAUUCGCACGCCCCACCUCGUCCGCUUUGCUCGAUUUUCCUAGGCCGCGAUUUAUGCGAAACGAGUGCGUUUCAACCCCUCUUUCUCUUCCUCGUCAUCGUCCACGCUGGUGGAACGUCUACACCACGUAUCGAAACAGUACGAUUCUACUCGCAACGCUCGACCCUCUCCUCUCUUCGAGAUCUCUCAAAGGGUGAAAAAAAUGCUGAUCACCAAGUACACCACCAUUUUGCUCCAGUCCACCAAUCAGCACAUUCUCAGGAGCGAUGUCUUCCUGGAACCGUAUCUGCAGCAGCACGGAACCGUUCAGGUCGUCAGCUCGCCGAGCACGCCUCCGCCGAACCCGCUGCAGCAUCAUCAGCUCACCCAGCUGCACCAUGUACAGAGCGAGGAGUCGCUUUCCUCGGAAGGGUCGGCCACCUCGGGUGGAUCUUCGAGCUCGACGGAAGAUUCUGGCAGCGAGGUCGCGUGCGACAUCACUCUGAUCGAGAGGCUUAUACGCUCCCAUCCGAUCUGGUUCCUUCCUGGCAUCCAAAGAGCAGGCGCUUUCCACUUGUUGCAAGGCAAAGAGGAAGGGAACUUCGUGGUCCGGCAGUCGAGUCAGAGCGACACGAUGGCCCUGUCCGUGCGACUGCCACCGGGAAAGGGACCGUACAUCGAGCACUACCUGAUCCAAGCCAACAAGGGGAAGCUGAGCUUGGAGACUAGCGAGAACAGGUUCGACAACAUCCCCUCGUUGAUCGCCCACUAUUCUCAGUGCUGUGACGAAUUGCCGGUCCAAUUGACACUGCCAAGGGCGAUGCGCGAGGCCAAGAAUAGGCAACAGCUCUCCUCGUUGGCGCUUCUGGGUCAGGAAUUCUGGAGAUACCCGAUGGCGAAUCCAAAGCCACCGGAGAGCAGCAGCAGCAACACGUCUAGCUUGAGUAGCUUUCGAGGCGGUAACAACAAUUUGAACAAUAACAAUAAUAACAUUCACACUCCGACGACGGAGAGUAUCGUGCUAAAUUUAGCGCCCAUUUCAUCGCACGAAACACGAGGCUCGUCACCUACAGCAGCUUUGACGACCACGACGACGACGACGUUUGCGUCCUCGUUGCCUCGGCAACCUCGGCCAACACCACCGAACACCCUUAACCUGACAACCUUCAACGAGCCCCUGGAUCUGAAGAAAGAGAAACUCUCGCCAGGCGAGAAAUUAUCCCAGAAACUGAUCUCCCCCAACCUGGUUCAAAGCGUGAGAUGUCCCUCCCCUGUGGUACACAACGUGGAAAGUAACGUGCUUAGCCCGGUCCAGGAUACGAAAGUCAGCUUCGAGGCGAAAAGCAUUGCGGAGACGUCGAAAUCGACGGUUGUCGAACUGUCCAGGAGCAAAUUCUCCUCCGUUACCACCUCCAUAUCGAAUUUUCACCAAAACGUAUCGACCUUCAACAAUUUCUCCUGCACCACGUCGCCCGUGCUGCCUGAAAUCAGGAACAUUAUAGCGGAGAAUCAUUCGUUGGGGCAGAACGCGAAGACGCCUCCACCGCCGCCCCCGAGAUGGGCGAAACCCGGAAUCGGACAAAAUCAAAAUAACUUCAGCGUCACUGCUACGGUUACGUUCAAUCUGAAUCACACGAACGACGUCACCAGUUCGCAGAACACUCCAUCGGAUCCCAACACGUCUCUACUUAGCCCGCAGAGCGCCACAUCGAACAAAUCCCUAAUAUCAAACUUCUCCGUGAAGUCACCCCUGUCGCCGACGACUCCCGUGCUCUCCCCAAUGUCGAAGCUAGUCCCAAACACAGGCGCGAAGACGCCUAACGUUCUCUCGCCGACCACGCCAUCCAGCACGAGCAAGUCGAAGCGGAGGCGGGACCGGGAAGCGCGAAAGAACUCGCAACACUAUCAGGAAUCCGACAUCCUCGAGUCCUAUUAUCGAAGCUCCCCUGGAGACAAGAUAUCGGAUUACGAGGACAUCUGGAACACCACCGACCAGUCGAACCAUUCCACUUGGUCGCCGAACGACAAGUUGGCGAGGAACGAUGGACCCGCGAAUCCUCAAGAUCGAUUGAGAAAUUCGAACGACCGGCUGAUGGUCCCGGACAGGGUUGUAAACUCAGCCGAGAGAAAUUUCAACGAGCUACGACCGGCUACGAAUGAACAGUUGAUAGUGAGGAACGAUAGGAUGAUCGUGAGGAACGACAAGUCGAUCGGGAACGAGAAGUUGAGUUACAAGGAGAUGACCAGCCCCGAGUUUAGCAGCUUUAAACCUGUCCAGGAGGCGAAGUUCGUGGAGCAGAGCAACGGAUCGCCGGAGGAAACGGGAAUGGGAAGGAGACCUGACCUGUUGUCUCGUGUUUCAGGCAGCGCGAAUUCCUUGAACAGUCCCAGUACGGUAACGCCACCCAGGAAUAAACUAGGUUUAAUGCUGGCCAAGUCGGAGAGCAACAGCCCGUUGACACCGGAAUCGAAGCAAGGUAGCCCGUUUUAUGCGGAACCAGCGGACGCCAUCGCGCAAAACGCAGCGAUAAUACCGAGAAGGCGACCUAGGAACAAUCCAGCUACGAAUAAGUAUAGACACAGCGAGCCAGGGUGGCUGCAGACGCCCGCGGGUGCAAAUUCUAAUCAACUGCAUCCGAUCGACUGGGAGGAACCGGAGGAAACGGAAGACAAGACGCCUUUGAUCUCUUCUUCCGUCGAUAACCUGGCCAAACGGCUCGGUACUAAAGAGACGAAAAAGAUUCCACGUGCCAAGCCUGUGCAACCACCAAAGAUCAGGACCAAGGUGUUCAACGAUACUUCCUGGGCUGUGGAUUCCAGCUGGGAAUUUAUCGGCAACGAAGGGGACGAUUGCGAACCUGACUAUGACUGUGAUGCGGAUUACGAGGGUGAUAACGUGGCCAGAAAGUUUCCGGACGAGGAGUGUGAUAGGGACGUUGUUGGGAACACUUUAACCGUUCAGAGUAUCAUCCUCCAACGGUACCCAGAGUUGUUGAAACCGCCGGACACGUCGGAGUCGCUUUACAGCGACAGGAACUCCUCGUACGACAACGUGGAGAAGAGGAACGUGGAGAGGGAAGAGGCUGGAGACAGCAGAAAGGACCAAAUCUAUGACUCCUCCGAAUGGGAGACGCCAUUGGAGACAGACGAAAGUGACGUGGAGAGGAUGAAGAGGAACAAGAGCUUCAAAGAGCGUUUGGAUCCCCUUCUCUCCCCUCCAAGAUUGCAAGCCCUUAGAAACCGUGACAAUGGAGGUACAGGCUCGAGCAUAAGGUCAUACGCCCUUCAAUUAGCAGCGGACAAGACGACCACAUUCUCCCAAAACAUUGACAAUUUUAUCCAAUGCACGAAGGAAGGGAAAGAAGCCAGCCCACACGUGGUGAUGAGAAACAUGCGACAAUUUAUGUCUGGAAUGAAGAACUACUUGGUGAAACAUGGUGAAAGAGAAUUCGAGAAAGAGGUGGAGAAAGAAAGGCUGAAGCUGAAGCCAAAUGAAUUCUUGAAUUUGGACGCUAUUUUAGAAGGCGUGAUGAUGGGCUUAGUGGUGAGACCGCUCAGAGAACACGUUUAUAGACUGUUUGUCGAGCAUUACGCGGCUACUGGUUCAUUGCAAACCCUCGCCGAGAGCAUCCAGCACGCCCAGGGGAAACACGUCCAGGAUCUCGGUGUUCGACCAAAGAUUAUACCCCCAUCGGAGUCGAGUUUAGAGCGGAUCCUCAAAUACAUUGAUCGUCUUCAAAAAGCGGAUUCGCCUCUAGACAAAUUGGAAAAUCUUCUAGCAGCCAUUUCAGCGAUUUUCAACUCCGUAAAGCACGCAAAUUCUGGCAGACAUGUAACGCUGGGCGCAGACGAUCUUCUUCCCCUUCUAGUUUGGGUAUUGGUUCGUGGCAAGGUUGUGGACGCUGAGGUGGAAGCUGAGUACAUGUGGGGUUUGCUUCAUCCCUCUCUUCUCACUGGUGAAGGGGGAUAUUAUUUGACGACCUUGUCCAGCGCAGUUCACGUUUUGAAGACGUUCAAGUCCAGCCAGGGAACGAUGUCCACUUUAAAUGGUUGUGGAACACCAGACUGUUCAUCCGUACUACGAAUUUUAGUACCAGAUGAACUGCAUGGAUCCCUGAACACCAGAACGCUACCUGUACGACCAAAUAUGAACACCAGAGAGAUUUGUCGCAUUCUCGCACAUAAAAUCAGAUGCACCAAUCCUCAGGACUAUGGAUUGUUCAAAUUGGUCCAAGGGGAAGAAACCUUACUCGGCGACCACGAGUGUCCACAAGAGCUCUCUCACUGCCUUUUCGCUUACAAGCGAAUUGACGCAAAGAUAGCCUGGCCGAAAACCAGUUCUUAAUAGGCCUUGCGAAUAGAAGGCUACUUAGGGGAAACGAUAUCGAUUUCGUGGUGACAAGGCUAAUAAAUUUGAAGCACCUGUCUUUAUUGUUAUUAUUAGUUUCGUACUAGCACCGUGUUUUUUUUCAAUUGUUUCAUUCUUUAUAUCUUUACACGUAUAUUUGAAUGGAGUAUCGAAUUUUCCAAUCUCGAGCACAAAUCUUUUAAAAUGUAUACUGCCAGAUAUAGGUAACUUUCGACUGAUCACUGUAAAAGAAGAAGAAAUUGAAAGUGACCAAGGUUUAACUUAAGAAAAAAAGGCGAUGAAUCACGAUAACGUAGAUCUAUACUCUUAUUAUGAUAUUUAAAUUAUUGUAAUCGUCAUCAUUAUAUUGGUUAUUUCUUAAUAUUAAAAAGUACUGCCCAUUUAUAUAUAUAUGAUUAAUUUCAGAAAACAGAUAUUUUUAGCUGCGACGAUCCAAAGAUAUUCUAAAUUAUGUAGCUAGAGAGAGUGAUUAAAGUGCAAUCUAGUAGUGCAAUGUCUAGCUAGAAACGAUCUCAAAGAAUGAUUUUAUUGAAUGCAGCUGAAAAAUCCAAUCGAAAUGGCAGAAUGCGAUCGAAUGAACAAUAUUCAAUCGCAUUUAAUUUACUUGCAAGCAGGUGCUAGAGAAUCGAAUCGGGUGAAGCGGAGCUUUAACUUCGCGCAAUUCGGUUCGUUUGUUAACACUGAACACGAGAUCGAAUAAAUUUCCGCCAAACGACCGUUUCUCCUUCGUAAAAAUAUAAAAACGAAGAAAAAGAAUCGUGUAUUACUCAGUAUUCGAUAUUUUGCGAAACUCUACGAUAACGAAGUUACUAAUUAAGUCUCGUUAGUAAAAUAGGAUUCGAAUCGAAGGGGUUACUGAAAAUUUCUCACAUUAGAAAAGAAAAAAGACAAAAUUUUUAGUCUUUUACUUGGAAAAAAUAAAUUAUAAGUAUUCUUCCACUUCGAAACCUACUUUACAAGAGGAUAUUAUACGUUUUUUACGGGAUGAAAUCUCUAAAAUGGAACAACCAAAUGUCUCUCUCAUGUUUUUAAAUUUUAUUGCAAAUAAUAUUACGAAAUGAAGUUAUAGAUAUAAUUAUUAUUAU
Messenger RNA from Apis laboriosa (Himalayan honeybee), 8502 nucleotides. It is a transcript of the gene spri, whose product is annotated as protein sprint. NCBI's taxonomy places the organism in Eukaryota, Metazoa, Arthropoda, Insecta, Hymenoptera, Apidae. Gene Ontology annotation, cellular component: cytosol; endocytic vesicle. Gene Ontology annotation, molecular function: guanyl-nucleotide exchange factor activity; small GTPase binding. The record is from RefSeq and is a predicted model, not a curated record. Bases 3272 to 7393 code for a protein of 1373 amino acids. The transcript is spliced from 16 exons. Gene Ontology annotation, biological process: signal transduction; vesicle-mediated transport.